Dufourea novaeangliae is the source of this 3727-nucleotide messenger RNA. RefSeq lists its product as uncharacterized. The coding region runs from base 215 to 931 and encodes 238 amino acids. The transcript is spliced from 6 exons. The record is from RefSeq and is a predicted model, not a curated record. Lineage: Eukaryota; Metazoa; Arthropoda; Insecta; Hymenoptera; Halictidae.
GUGUGGCAGAUAGCUUGCCGUUUUGAAUUAAUUCGCGUGGAACGUAACAAACGUUCUCCUAACGCAGAAGAGAAAAGGUUAUAGGGGAGACCCGUUCCUCGCUGGUGGAGUUACUGCGCUUGAUCGUUCGCAAUUGCAGUCAUAUCUAUCAUCCGGUGAAUUUCUGAUCGUGACUAGACUGGUGGAAGUGGAAGACGGAAAACGAGGUGCAACGAUGAGUGUCAGGGUCGUCGUAAGCGUGACGGAAAUCGCAGACAUGAAUCCGAAAGAUCGUUACGUGGUCGAAGAAAUAGCCCUAUCCACAGCCGCCGAGGAUGUGGGCGACGGAAUUCGGGGGCACGAAAACGACACCGAGUCCUUGCAAUUGUUGUCCCAUCUCGAUCCUCCAGUCGACAGUGUGUACAUGAUAUGCGGGGUGCUGAUUGCUAUGGUAUUAGUGGGCGUUAUUAUUGUCCUGCUAGCUAUAACGAUCAGCAAAUUGCGGAAACGGGAGGAUCAUUCAAACACGGUGCAUCCGGAGCCGACAGUGGUUCAGACGGCAACAUCGCCGAUCUCUACCAUCGUCGCACCGUCCUAUUCCGUAGAGGGUUGUUGCACGCAGAUGUCAACGACUACGACAUCAACGGACCUGGGAAAUAACACAGCUGGCGACCAGGAUAAUGUCUACGCCACGACCAAUACGGCAGAUCAAUUCGUCUGGCAGUUUCCGCCUCCUUAUCCACCACCUCACACACCGGCGCAGUAUACGUUGUGCAACGGCCAGGAUACUCUUGUACACGCAUUACCGUCGGAUAGGUCUGGAUUUGCAAAGGGCAUUCGCAAAAACAUUGGGGGGCGCUGGCGUCGCCUGGUGAAAAGGAAGCCGGAGACGGAGACUUGUGCCAUUCCGCCAGAGUUGAAGGAUCAGCUGAAGACGAUAUACGUCUAUUGACGUCCAGGAUCGUUGAGUCGUUAAACCGAUUUCUUUCACGAACCUUCCACUCAGUAAUCAAUGCUUUCCUGUACGUAAGAUAGAAAUACCGUAUCGAAGAACAGAAACGCUGUGUAUGGAAUAAGUGAACUCUCGAAUGUGAUCGUAUGCGAUUGUCCGAGCGAUGGUAUGCUCUGUGAGACAAGAAAGAUAAUCAUAGGGAAUAUGCGUGUAUAUGCGUCAUCGUAUAAUCGUAGGAGGGACAGAAAGAAGGUGUGAAAUUUAAAACAAACGUAAUCACUAUACCUCCGACUAAACAUAUCAGAAAGUGCCUAAAAACCUACCUUCCUGAACAAAUUGAGAGCACGCGAGGAAAAUUAUCCUUCUGACACGUUGCCUAUUUUUGUAAAAAUAUAUUGCAUAAGGUGCACACAUUUCAUGAAAAUAGAGAGGAGAAAGAAACACAGGAGUACCAUUUGUCACCAUAUUAGAUUCUAGAAUAGUUUGCGACUAGACUGCGGAUAUUUAUAAAAAUUCACGAUUCGAUAGAUUUCUUUUGCAAACAGAAAUAAAUACAAAUUUCGUGCCAUCUGUCGAUGGUUCUAUCAGGUAGCAAACAAAAGAAUUUAAAUGAAACUUUCGUGCCAUCUGUUGAUGGUUUUCCUAUCAGGUAGCAAACAGAAACAGUCCACGGAACUUUACCACGAUUUUUAUUUCAUUAUAUUUUGGACGGUUUUGCAUUUUCACGUUACGGACGCAUGAAAAUCCGCAGUCUAUUUAUGGUGAAGCGUAUAUGUGUGUGUGUGUGAGUGUGAAUAGGCAUAUACGAAACUGAAAGAAAGAGUAGCUUUCCGCGAAAGCUUUUGUCGCGCGUGCGUGCAUCAUCGCUCGUGUAUGUAUAUAUACGAAAACGGUAGUAAAAAGAAGCUGUUCGACUUCGAUACGCAGGACGACGGCGCGUCAAGAACUUCAUGAGACUGAUAUGUAAAAUGUACGACAACACGAGUGUCCACAGCUCGUCGCUUUUCAGUACGUUUUUACAUGAUUAAUAGGUGAAAAUCACUUCGAAUCGUUAGUAUUAAUGUAUACCUGAAAAAUAUACGACCGUCGGAGCUGCCCCGUUUUUUUUUUUUUUUUUAGGCUUCUUGUUCUUCUGUGCCCCUUCCGGCAGCUCUGUUGCGCUGUGCAAAUAGAUGUGUACACAGUGAAUCCACCAGUGGUUGUCGCCGCUCGUAGCUAGGCGACGCAUAGACGAGCUGCGGGAACCAUUGGGGCGUCGUGAAACGGUAUGGCCGCACGCAGACCUGGCCAUUUCUCGCGGCCAUCGGUGGGGUCGGCCGAUGAUCGCAGUCAUCGAUUUUUGUUAUACUCAAGAUACGAUCAGAACCGUAACACAAGUGCCUAUCCGCCUCACCAGAAGUGGCUAGGUCGCUCAUUGUGGUCGCAACCACUUAUUUCUGUUAUACAAUCGAAAUUUACCGACAGUACGAUUAAAACGGAAUCAAUGGAAGCGUGGCAGCCAUCUUCGUUUACAUUUGGGUUACAUAAAUUAGAAAUUAAUCAUCGACAGCCCAGGUAGUUUAGUUCGUCAAAGCAGUCAUCUAAAAAAUGAAAAACCCUGGGUUUGACUCUCGGUUCGGUACUCGACUGACCGAUAUUUUUUUUUUUGUUUUGUUUAGUCCUAGAACAAAUACCUAUUGCGCAACAGAAAGUGGCUGCGGGCUUCUCAUUGAAAAGCAUUGAAAGUUAUGACCAACUAGACCUCGACAAAUGGACGAGUCUGCGGGCAGCCUAAUGAAGGCGUAAACUACUUUUAAUUCUUACGAUGGCCGACCGUUAAAGUAAUGCCCCGAGAAUUUCCCACGUUACAUACUCGUUUUGAAAAGCUUCGUGUGUCGAAUUGGGAAAGGGUAGGGGUCGAAUGAAUUGCUGAUUCGUAGCUGCGCUCCGAUCAGGGGGUUCAUCUGACCGUUCUUCGCGACGGGAUGACGUAGCAUUUCGUAGAUACUUGUAACAUAGGCCAAUUUUAAGAUUUGUUAAUAAUAUUCGACAGCUCAUAUUGAGCUCUCCCGUACUACAACGCUAAUUAUGGUAUUUUACUUGUAUUGUUGUAUUAAGCAAUACCCCGUGUCUUUUUGGAAACGUGGCUGAACGUCGAUCGAUCGAUGACCCGCUCAACUAGGGACUAAAACGGCGAAUUCGUUCGAUGCUGAGCCACGUUUGCGCCAGUAGUCAAGCUAUUCGUUUCUAUAUUAAGCGUAUUUCUCGCACGCGUGGCUUUUUUGUUUCCAGACCUCGAUAACAUUAAUUAAUUUAUGCAGAGUGAAUCAAACGGAAACGGCGGAAGACGAUGUGUAAAUAUAUUGUUAACCCCCUCCCGGCGGCGAGAGAUCGCGACGAAAAGUUUGUUUCUCUCCGUUGCACCACGCGAGCCGAAAUAUCGCGUCGCGACGUUCCUUUUACGGCUCGACCCCCCUUUUAACCCUUUACUGUAAUUAUUUUGGUAGAAUGUAAAUACAUGUUACAGCAACUCUUGUUUAUCAGUAAAUGUGAUGGCAUAAUUGAUUUUAUCGCGAUUACGAGUAUGUAUUUUUAAGGAUCAGUAACGUGCCUACAAUCUGUGUACGGUAAAAAUGUUUUUUUUUUUUUUUUUUGUAUGGAUGAAAUCCAGGAUGGAAUUUGUGUAUCCAUCAGCUAGUCACGUGAUAAUAAUUGUUCAGAAAAAAACUUGUACUGUAUACUUUCCGGAGCAGCUUGAAUUUUUCCUCGCGAAUACCUGUCUGAAUACAACAAUAUCAAAUAAAGUAUUCAAAAGGA